Molecule: messenger RNA, 6797 nt
Organism: Bombus pyrosoma
Lineage: Eukaryota; Metazoa; Arthropoda; Insecta; Hymenoptera; Apidae
Gene: Ets98B
Product: DNA-binding protein D-ETS-4
Exons: 6
Coding region: 855-2663 (602 amino acids)
Biological process (GO): cell differentiation; regulation of transcription by RNA polymerase II
Cellular component (GO): nucleus
Molecular function (GO): sequence-specific DNA binding; DNA-binding transcription factor activity, RNA polymerase II-specific
Source: RefSeq, a predicted model, not a curated record
ACCAGUCAUACCAAAGGUGACUCGAGAUAUGCCACGCGUAUAAAUCACUAUAAUCGACUGAAUAAGUACCUUCACCUACCUCGAAUUCGUGUAAUUGUCGUAUAACAUAAGUGUAAUUUGAAGAAAUUUGAAAAUCAAGUGAUAUGUGAGUUGACAGAACCUCAAAAACACGUGAAUAUGUCAAGUGAAUGUACCGUACUCGCUACUUUCUCGAGGUUAUCACGUUGAAAUUGGCAGUUGGACGCCUUAAAGGAAUGGGAUAUAAGAAAGGAAGAGGAAUCUUCUAAAGAUAAUCGUGACCCAGAGGAAUAGAUCGGCUCCGCAGAGGGUGCCAGUACGUAAGGAUUGUCGGAAGUUUUGCGAGGAAGGCGCGCGAGAGAGGCGCGCGCACGAUAGUAGGUCGAGUCGUGUUCGAUGAAACUCGGCUAGGCUCGGCUAAGUUCGAUACGCUCGAAUUCGAAGUUCGUUCGCGGCGACCGCGCGUUCGCUGUUCGGUCAGUCAGUCAGUCGCACGCGACAAACGAAGUCCUCGAGAAGUCGAGGAGGUUAGUAAACGCGCGAGGAAAUAUAGCGAACGAGACAUAACAGAGAAAGAGACAGAGACUGAACAAGGUGAAGAGAAAAAACGAUAAGUGACUCGAAGAAAACAAAAUAUUGGGUGAGAAGACGAUACAGCGAAUCUUACAUAGCGCGUUACAUUCACGUGAAGACUGGAGCCACUCUAGCGAGUGAGUCGAUCUCUCUGUUUGAUUCGAGAGAUCGACUGCUGCCCUUCGAGGCAGCGUCAAUUGGCAGACGGAGAAAAAAUCGUCAAAAGUGUAAUAGCACAAAGAGAAUCACCGACGAAUACGACGAUGGUAUACAGUGGUGGCUUCGACAUGGUGGAGACGAUGCCACAGACAGUACCUACUGCAGCCGGCUAUUCGCCGUCAUUCGAUUACAGCACAUUCCAGUUCGAUUUGUCCCUUCUGUCGGACGAUUAUGCCGCUACGAACACACAGAGCACACUGAAAGCAACGCAAAUCAAACAAGAAGCACAGUCGCCUCGCCCCGGUUCGCCGACCGCUUACUCGAGUUCACCUUACCCCGGUGCCGGUGGUGAACUAUCCCCUAACUACUCGCACGAAGGUUCACCAGGAUACCCGACGAGUCCAUACUACGUGCCUAGGAGUCCUCAGAGUGCUCAAUUCUAUCCGACCAGUCCAGAACCUUCCGCGAAGCAACCGGUUAAGAGAGAAAAGAGCCUCGAUCUUCUCGCUAUUUUGCAGGAGUCCAGACUCCUAGCCGAGAGUCUAGGCUACAGGGAGGAUUCUACUGACUGUACAGUACCGUGCACACCACCCAGGACAGAGGAGGAUAUUUACAACAGCCUUGACGCGGACUUCUUCGCGAAGAAAGAGGAUACCGCAGUACAAGGACACCCGUUGCUGAAGGAAAUCCUGUUCAAGGAAGAGCCUCGAUCCAGCUGUAGCAGCAGCAAUAGCAGUACCAGUGGCAACACCAGCAAUUCCUCCUCCCCGUUGUCGUCCUCCUCAUCGAGCACUUCUUCCUCACCAGAUCCUGUGGAACUCGAGAACAGUUCUCCUUUGAGAAACUUGCUGUUUAAAGGUACCAGAAAGGAUUUCGCGGAUGCCGCGAGAACAAAUGUUCUGAAACUUGAGAGAAUACAGGACGAGGCCCGAAAUCCUCUGCAAAAGGAGGAGGAGCUGUUUAAGGACGGACAAAAGAGCGAUCAUCAGUUGCUCAGAGAGGUUUUGAGGGAUACCAGCUUUCAAAGAAAGUACAAUUUGAGACCCGUGGAUCUGGGUAGCGUCGGAACAGGGUUCGUGGAAGAUAUGGAAGCCGGCGAAUGUGUCGGUGAUCUGACCAGAGAGCAGAUCGAACCUGUCCUCAGUCUGGCCAUCCAGCAGCUCCAGAAGGACUUCGACAAUACCUGCGUGGCUCUUGGUAUUCAUCCUGAGCCACGACGCUGGAGUGCUGCGGACGUAGCAGCUUGGAUCCAAUGGGCCAGAAGGCAACUGCAAUUGCCCUCGGUGCCACUGGAGAGCUUCAACGUGGACGGUGCUACGUUAGCUUCCCUGACGGAAGAGGAAUUCUGUCAGCGUGCCCCUCAGUGUGGAAGCAUUCUUCAUGCGCAACUAGAAAUUUGGAAAGCAACAGUCGAAGAAUCUCCACGUAACACACUGGCAGCUUCCUGGGUUCCCCCUGUUGUGCAAAUAUCUAACAGUAACAAUAACACCUCAUCCCCUAUUACGAAUACAACUCCAGCCAGUGUUAAGGGCUCCACUUGCAGCGGAGAUUUCUCCGAUGACGAGGAUGAGGACUGCGGUUCGCAAGCUGGAACGGGCGGUGGCGGCGGCGGUGGUGGUAAAAUGCGUAACGGUGGCUCGCAUAUUCACCUCUGGCAAUUCCUGAAGGAGCUGCUGCAAAGCCCUGGCGUCCACGGUUCCUGUAUACGUUGGCUAGACCGUGGUAAGGGCGUGUUUAAGAUCGAGGACUCGGUCCGCGUGGCCAGACUCUGGGGCAAACGAAAGAAUCGACCGGCCAUGAACUACGACAAGCUUAGCCGUAGCAUCAGACAGUACUACAAGAAAGGGAUCAUGAAGAAGACAGAACGUAGCCAGAGGCUGGUCUAUCAGUUCUGCCAUCCUUACUGUCUGUAAAUCCCGGUUCCGUUAAGCCUUUGCGCUCACGGACAUCGAACGUGUUACCUCGACGCCUUUCAAAAAUGUUUCAUAUUUAUUCCCGGCGAAAUACGUGACGAGUGGACGAGUCGAGUCUUGAUCACGUUCGAUCGCACGAUUUAUAAUAUUAUUUAUUGUAAAUGCGAUACGUGUCGGGGUAACAUCGAUGAAUAGCGUCGCCUAUCUUUGUCGUAAUUACUCGUCGAUUCUCGUUUAUGAUUAAAAUAUUACAUUACAUGAUUAGAAUAUAUACAUCGGCGAUAAAUUUGUCGACAUUGUGGACGAUCGAAUUCUUCUAGUUAUCGAUGGUUUAUCGAACGAGCGCAAAGAGUUUAACACCUUCCCGUCGGUUCGAGAUUCAAGGUCGUCUAGGCUGAAUACCUUGAGGCUGGCGUUCGUUUUCAAAGGGAGUUACGACGAAGGGCUUCCGACUCUUUCUGCGUGCAAUCUUUCCUCACAGGACUCGUCGCGAAGACGAACGAUGGUGUGCGUGCCUGUUUCUCUCGUUGCGUGCGUGUCUGUUCGGUGUGGUUGAUCUUUUGAACAAAAAAAUGAGACGACAAAGAAAAAGUGUAACAGUGAAGAAUCAGUACGGAGGUCAAAGAUAAAAAGAUACGAUCCACCGUGUCCGGUGUAUUAUCCUUCCAAGGAUAACGUCGUGCCACGGGUGGGUACCACUAAGUACGCCCGUUUUGGGCGAUCCUGUUUUCUUCCCUCUCCCUCGCCCCAGGUUUUUUUCCCCACUCUGUACCUCACUUUUUUCAUUUCUGCCCCGACUUUUCUCGUUGUAACAUAAACGAUUACCCCUUAAAAAGUAAGUUACUAUUUCGUUUCACGAUCUACAAUUUCCCCGUUCCGAUUAUCAGAGGCGUCGGGACGUAUGCAGAGUCGGUUUUCAAAUCUUUCGACUGGUACACUUUCAUUUUCAACUUGUCUUUUAAAUUCUUUUUUUUCUGAUAUAAAAUUUUAAAUAACGUAUAACUUCAUAAUAAUAUCAACGUAAUCGAUGAUCGCGUGUUAACGUAUCGAUACCACUUAACCACCAACGGUAUAUUAUGGCUCGUACUAACACUAACGUUUUACUAACGUAACGAUAAUGAUAUACAUAGUACGAUAAUGCUGCUAGUAUUAUUACUAUAUUCUCAUGAUAUCAGUAAUACUACUACAAUGUUAUGAGCGAUGUACUAACCGUAAUGUUAUAAUUAUAUACUGAUGGUGGUAUUAAAUCGGUAUUAUAUACCGUUGUAUUAUCAUUAGCACGUUAUCGAUGCACUUAAACGCGACGUUACGUUAACCCGCGAUGUUUUUACGACUAUUAAAGCGGUGAUCGAAAGACGAGAAGAUCGACGCGUUCGAGAUCUCGUUCGGAGGUACGUCCUACGAGGUUCGAACGUGCAACGUCGUGAUGCCGACAUUAUUGUUGUUCAAGGAUGGAAGAACAACAAGGAAGAAGCGAAUCAGUGGAGAUUUCGUUGGAGAAAAGGGAAGAAACUCCUCUUUCCUCUCUGUUCUCACGAUUGCUUACCAGCGCCGGUCGCCAAAGCCUCGAGCUGUAUCCAAUCCACGGAUCCACGAUCUAUGGACGAUCCAGCGUGCGGAACUAUUCGCUCAUGCUGGAUCCGUCCUGCCAUUUUAAUUUUUCUUUUUCAUAGGAAAUUGGAGUAAAUAGAAAGAGAGGGAAUUAUUGAGUCCUUUGAUAUUUUUUAUCAAACAUCUUUACAACGUUUAUAUUUCACAAGGCAAUGCUAGUUUAUGAAACAUGAAUUUUGUCGCUUGUAUAAAAGAACUAACUAUUUUUUAUGCUAAAUAUUUUUAAAAUUGUAGUAUAUGUAUAGAUAGAAAGAUAUUUUUGAUACUAUAGACAUAUACAAAAAGAACAUAUUUUUCUAAACAUAUUUUCCGAGCUUUUACAUACUCAAAAGUGCCUUCUUCGAUGUUCUUAAAGAUAAAGAAAGGAAGAAAGUCCCGGCAAUCUGACACGCGUCCUUUUGAAGUACGUGCAGCAUGGAGCGUCGGACUGUGCGGAAAAUUUUACUCGCGCGGCGUGAAACGAUCGACGCACGAUUGAUUCGUCCUAGGAUGCGCGAUCACGUCUUUCCUAUCUCGAAGAGAAGGCAUAGAGUUUCUUCGAAAGACGGAAGGAAAAAUAGGAAUAAAUUGAGAAAAAAGGAAAAACAAAGAAACGGUAAAAAAAUGGCGUUCGUGAAUAGCUCGAAGCUGAUACGUUUGCGCGGCUGGUUCUGGUGAUUUUGGUCCCAUAUAUCUAUGAUAUAUUAAACAUUGUAUGUUCCAUGAACGAUCUAGCGUGUAAGUUUCACUUUAGGCGUAUAGAUAUCAUGGCGGCUCACGUGAGCCGUCUGUUAAGUUACUCGAAGAGAUUCUCCUCUAUAUCUCCUCUCCUCCAUUUCCUCUUUUUCUAAUCUUUAUCUAAAUAGCGUUUAAUUCCGUUAAUCGUCAUGCUAACUUAUCAUUAAUUAACCGUGCUUCUUAUUAAGAUUUAUUUAAACCUACUCUGAAUACUUAAAAUAGAAUUCCUGACAAUCAUCGAGCUUUGAUCGCAUUCAUUCUAUAUGUCUUCUCUAUCCUCAUUCGUUUAUUUUUGUUUUUCUUUCAUUCAAUAUCGACUUAAAUAUCGAACGAUGAUUUAUUCGAAAAUUUUAGGGAUACACAGGUCAAAUAUAAGGAUCCUCUGGAAUUUAGAUCAGCACGAAGUAUCGAGCUUCUUCUUUUGUUCGAGGCUUCCGGGUCAUCGGAAUGCAAUUGCUAUUACAAUUCCUCACGCUUCAGGUCCUAAAGUCUGGAAUAGAAACGAUUUUUUCGUUCGAUAUUUAAGAAGAAACCUUAGAGAUCGAAGAUCGAGUGAACAGUUGAAAUUCGUCUUUGUGUAAUGUUUAUUUAAUGCGACUUUAUUUUAUGAUUAUUUAAGAACUCAUUAAAACGAACCCAUUGAUAGGUUCUACUAACAUCCCAAUUGUUUCGCUCACCGAUGUCGGUUGUAUAUAAUACUCGACGUAUAAUCAUUUUGUAUGUUCGUUUUAUUUUAUUAUUAUUUUUAUUAUUAUUAUUAUUAUUAUAUUAUAUAUUUUUUAAUAAUUAUUUAUUUAACUGAGUUCGUUCGUAAUCGUAUUAAUAUAUUUUAUAUAUGUACGUUUCAUUGUUAGAAAGUUGUUCUCUACGUAAGAUGUCGAGGUCGUCGUGGCGUGGCAUGCCAUGGAACUGGUUUCAAUUUCGCGUUUCGGUUCUGUCUCCGCGGACCCUGUUAUAUUAAACGAUAAAGAAGAACGAGUCACUCGGGGAAGAUUUUAUUAUUUAAAACGAUGAAAUUGAUACGACGACACGCGAUCGAAGGACGACCUGCAACUUUCGCCCCGUCCUGGAUGUGCAACUACCGCGCCAAAUAUAUCGAAAUCUCGAAAUAGGUCAUUAAGCCAAAGAACAUGACGAUGAGCUCGAUUAUGUUCUCGAAACUAGAGACAGAGGAAGAUAUGUUCGUUCUUAAUUCCGCGCGUUUGUGAUUCGCAAAUUUUAAUGAAUUAAAAUUCUGAAUAAAAGUUAAUUCCGUAGUCUAUAUACGUGUAUAUUAUCAUCGAGAUCAUGAAAUCGUGAACAUUGUAAACAUUCAUGGAGUCCUGUUGAAUUUUAACCGGUGCAUCGGUCGAAUUUCGAGAUUACAAACGUACGAGUAUUUAAGCCUGUAAUGUUUCUAUUGCCAACACGAAUACUCACUGCUAUUACCCAUUAUUCAAUCACGUUUUCCAAAAUUCCAGUCUCAAAUAAAAAUGCAAAAUGAAAGCAACCUGUUAGUUUUUUAUUCUAGAAAUUGUUCUGAAUAUAAGAGACUGCAUCGCCCGUGCAAUAUCAAAUUAAUUUCGAUACUAAAUACAAUAAGCUCUGAUAAACGAGUAGAAUUAUCCUCAAGGGUACCUGCGAAUUUGCUCUUAAUGCCAAACGCUGCAGAUAUCCAUCAACAUAAAAUGUUACACAUUCAGUUUUCAUGAUAUUGUAAUUUAUAAGUGGCCAAUAUAAAACGGAAUAAACGAGUAAUGUUUUAAUCAUUUCAAUCUGAAUAUUUAAAUAAAAACGUUUCGGGAGGAAACAAUUAUUAAAGCAAAA